Messenger RNA from Schistosoma curassoni, 2123 nucleotides. Lineage: Eukaryota; Metazoa; Platyhelminthes; Trematoda; Strigeidida; Schistosomatidae. The record is from the annotation of a GenBank genome assembly.
CGGCAUAUUCGGAUAUGUACGUUACGUAAAUUUGUCUACAAAUUUCCCCUAAAUAAACGACUGUGACAAAUUGUUCACGUUCACCACAAAAUGAGUCAAAAAUACAAUCACGAGAAGAAUUUGCCUAGCAGAAGAGAAAUUUGUGAAUGGGAUGACAAUGUUGCCGAUACUAAACCUUUCAGUCAAAACAGUCCUCGUGAUAAAUUUGUAAAAGGUAGCAGUCAUCGAAGUGAUUUAUCAAAAAGUUACAAGGAAUCCGUUCUCUCUGAUAACUGGUCAGCAACAAACCGCGUCUCAUCAAAUGGACAUGAAACUUGUGAUGAUUUUGAUGAUAGUAACGUUGAAGGUCCCGUGAGUGAUGAUGACAAUGACUUUGAUGAAGAUGAUGAUGCAGAAGAUGAGGACUGGGUGGCUUCCGAUUAUGAGAAAAAACGUCCUAGUCGCACUUCUCGAACACAACUCACUGGUUCACGUAAAAUUGGAAAUAGUUGCAGUUCACAUCGCAAAAGUUCACAUGGAGAUCGUUCUCAACGUAGAAUUGGCAGCAGUUUGCCAAGGACAGCUGCUCACAAUCCAGGGAGUAAUCGUAUUGUUUCUUCCAAUAAAUCUUCCAAAUCUGUUGGUCGACCUAGAACUGUUAAUCGCUAUCAAGGUGGAAGUGCUAGGACUGUUCAUGCAUCAUCUGGUCGUAAGAUUGCUACACGUCGAGUUGAAAAACCAAAGACAAAUAAUAGCAACCCACGAAAAGUAUUUGAUUCACUAAUACCUAACGAACUAAAAAAGCCUCGACAAUGUUUCGGUCCUGGAUGCACUCGAGCUGCAGCAAGACCAGAUACAAAAUAUUGUUCAAAUGAAUGUGGACUUAAACUUGCCAUCAAGCGCUUAGAAACUCUACUGCCAGAAAGUUUUCAUGCUUGGUAUCCUGACUUGUUUACGAAAGCUGGAACGGCUCUUUCUGAAUUAGAAAGGCUACCGGAUUGUAUGGCUACCGUUAUUGACAAAUUGCGUCUUAAAGAAAUUAGUAAGGAACAGUGUGUAGUACACAAUCGGUUGGUUGAAUUAGAAAUGGAGCAUCAAAAGCUUACGGCACUUAUUAGUCGAGCUCAAGAGCGAAAAACUGGACGAAACAAUGAACAAAUGCUUGCUGCGGUUGCUCACGACGCAGAACAAGUAGAACAGAUGGAACCCAUCAUAUGUGUUACGUGCUCAGCUGAAAUCAGUAUGCGACAUGCUCUGAAGCAUAUGGAGAAAUGUUUUCAAAAGAUGGAAGGAAACACUGUGUUUUGUGCUAAUCAAAAGGAGCAAAUCAUGGGUACACCAUUAUUUUGUGAUGCUUACGACUCACAGGCUAGAGCGUAUUGUAAACGAUUACGUGUAGUCUGUGAGCAUUAUAAAGAACCGAAGCUACCUGCAGAUACAGUAUGUGGAUCACCGCUUGUUCACAAUGUCUUUGAAGAAACUGGUGAAUUUUGUUGUGUACCGCGCAAUAAGUGCACUAAACACUUUGGUUGGGAACGUCUACGUCGAGCGAAAAUAGAUUUGGAACGAUAUCGCUGUCUAAUUCAAAUGGAUGAAUUAAUGCAAGAGGAACAAAGACUACGACGUGCCAUAUCUCAACGUGGUGGUGUACUUGGCAUUUUGCUACACCAAACUAUUGAUCAUAAUCCUGAAAAACCAGUUCCCAUCCCAGGAGAAUUAAAAACAUCUUUGAAAGAUAAAGAACGAUCAGAUACUUGACAUUUCUAAAAAAUUUAAUUUGACUGUACAUAACAAUAGAAUUUAUUUGUUUCUUUUGUACAAAAUGUUUUUUCUAUGAUCUUAUUGCUUUUUCUUAAAACAUAAUUUGCGCAUUAUACAUCUUUCUCCUAUCCAUUUCCUGUUUUGUGUCUGCUUUUUGCUCCUCAGUCAUUCGUAAUGCAAUGUUAUUCAUGUUCGUGAUUAAUGGUAACUUUACAGAAAUUACUUCUGAUCAGCGUGAGUAUGUUUAGGUAAAGCUGUUUUACAACAUUUUGCGUAAAUACUGGUUUUAUCUAUUUCGUGAAUAGAAUCACAUCAACAGGUUUGAGUUCAAUUUACUAUCUAGAACUAGUUCCUGAAAUAUUAUUAUUGAAGUUCGGUAAAUU